AUGAAGCAAACUUGUCAGAGGUUUCCUAGGUCAUCAUCGGGAAGAUUUGGUGUGGAUUUGCAGAUUUCUGGUGGUGGAUUAAGCACUUUGCACGAUCUUGUGCGAGUUGUCACUGCAUCUCCAAACAAGCAUGCGUUGGUCAAAGAUACGUGCCAAACUGCAACGACGUUGAAUGAUCCACUUGAUACUUAUUGCGGUCUUGAAUACGGACGCGGACUCGAUCAUCCCGAUGUACUCUGUCAAGUUGCGCAAGAUUUACUAUUCACUGUCAUUGCACAGGGCCAAACAAUCAUUCAGCACGCCUCAGUGUCAUCCCUUCCCCAAUCCAAGCAAGAUCUGAUGGAGUUUGCCAAGGAUUUAGUCGAGUGUGCAGUUCCAUUGGGAUUUUAUCCAGGAUUACGCAGUUCCAAAGUAUUGACCCAGUCCGAUGCAUUUCAUACUGGUGGUGCACCGCAUCAUAUCCGUCAGCCUUCCAAGCUAGCAUUCACAUUGGCGUCACAGUGCGGACAUUUUAAUCUUAUUGCAGAUUUGCUGGAUGCGGGACUAGACGACCAUGCGUCGAUGGAUGGAGCCAUCAUGGGUGGACAUGUACACAUUGCAAAAAUAAUUCUUGAUCAUCACGAUGGUCGUAUUCUUUUAGAUGCAUCAUCAGUCAACAAAGCGCUUGCAGUGGGUACAGUGGAGGUUGUGUGGUGGUUGAUUGCGGACCAUCAAGAAUCUAUACGGACACAUAAAGCAUUUCGAGAUAUCCAAGAUAUGUGUGCGACUCAUGGCCAGUUAAAUAUGCUUCAAUACGUUGUACAUCAUCGAAUAGGUCACUCAUUAACACAUGCAGCAAUGGAUGGCGCGGCUGCAAAUGGGCAUAUCAAUGUUGUUGAAUGGAUUCAUGUGCAAAGCGAAACUGGAUGCAUUGAAUCGCUAUCCAUGGCUGCUGCAAGUUGCAAUGCUAUGGAUGAUGCUGCUGCCAAUGGACACCUCGACAUUGUCAAGUUUCUUCAUUACAAUCGCGUUGAAGGAUGCACGGUUCGAGCCAUGGACAAGUCUGCAGCUCAGGGACAGCUUGAUAUUGUCAUGUUUCUUCAUGCAUAUCGUAAAGAAGGAUGUACACAUUUAGCUUUUGAUGGAGCAGCCUCAAAUGGACAUUUAGAAGUUGUUAUAUUUCUCCACAACCAUCGCAGCGAGGCGUGUACAACUAAAGCCAUGGAUAGCGCAUCAAUGAAUGGACACCUUUCUGUCAUGAUGUUUUUGCAUGAUCUACGAGAUGAAGGAGGUACAAUUGCUGCAAUGCAUAGCGCAUCAGCUCUAGGCCAUCUUGAAAUUUUCAUAUGGCUAUGGGAUUCGACGGAAUAUCCCAUACCUCAAGUAAAAGACAUGCAUACAUCAGCAGCAAACGGUCAUUUUUUUAUUGUCGAGCAGUUUGCUAUGCGUUCAGACGAAGAUUUAAUGCCAUUGUUAAGCCCUGCAUUGUGCAACGGACAUUUGUUUUUGGCUCAGUGGAUUAUGAGCAAAGGACGAGGAAUUUUGAGUUUAGAUAUGAUGGAUGUCUGGGCCCGACAACGGUUUCCUGAAUGCGCGGAUUGGCUUUGCGCGAUGAUAAGUAAUCAAUAUCAGGGUUUAGAUUGGAAAUACAAGGUACAAAAUAAUAGCCACGAUGCCAUAAACAAUAAUGGUGUCAUACACAAGCGACUAUGGAGAACGAUUAGCCAGUCCUUUGAUUCAAAUGCAAUCGGAAAUGCCAUUCUUAAAUCAUUAUCAUGGAAAUAA
Molecule: messenger RNA, 1764 nt
Organism: Batrachochytrium dendrobatidis JAM81
Lineage: Eukaryota; Fungi; Chytridiomycota; Chytridiomycetes; Rhizophydiales
Exons: 1
Coding region: 1-1764 (587 amino acids)
Molecular function (GO): protein binding
Source: RefSeq, a predicted model, not a curated record